UAGUCCUUAACCUGUAUCAGUCACUCUAUAAAUCCACCCUCCCUGACUCCAAAUUUGUCUCUAACUCGGGUUUCUAUGUUAACCUUUCUCUGAGUUCUUUUGCUUUUAUUUUACACGACGUCAUUCUUAACUUUCACGAGAUUGCUUAGUUUAACUUCACUUUCGUGAUUCUUAGUUCUUACUUGAUUAGAUUCUAUAAAUAGGACACUGAGCAGUUCUUGUUGUAAUUGAACAACAAGCUAAGCUUUUGCUUCUUUGUGUCAGUUGAGUUCUAGAGAAAAAUGUGUGUUUUUUUGGUGGGUGAGUGAUUUUUACAUUGUAGGUGCUGAAUUUAGUGGAAAUUAGGGGUUGUUCUAUUGGGUUUCUGGAUAAAGAAAUGGAGAGCUCGGUGUUCUCUGUGUUUUUCAUGCUAAUGGCUUCUGGGUUCUUUAUUCCUGGUUCUGUUGCUGGGAAGUACUGCACGAACACUCUGAAUGAACUCUCGUCCCACACUUUACGGUAUGAACUCUUAUCGUCGAAGAACGAAACAUGGAAAAAUGAGGUGUAUUCCCACUCCCACUACCAUUUGACCCCAACUGAUGAUUCUGCAUGGAUGAAUCUGCUUCCUCGGAAGAUGUUGAGAGCGGAGGAGGAGUUAAGAUGGGCGAUGAUGUAUCGGAGAAAGCACACGGCGGAGGGUAAAAUUGGCCAUAGGGGACGGAAUUUCCUCAAGGAAUUAUCAUUGCACGACGUGACAUUGGACCCAGAUUCAAUGCAUGGGCAGGCACAGCAGACGAACUUGGAGUACUUGUUGAUGUUGGACGUUGAUAGAUUAGUUUGGAGCUUCAGAAAGACAGCAGGCUUGGCGACACCAGGGACACCCUACGGAGGAUGGGAGGCUGCAGACGUAGAGCUUCGGGGUCAUUUUGUAGGACAUUACAUGAGUGCUUCAGCGCAAAUGUGGGCUAGUACUCACAAUGAUACUCUCUACAAGAAAAUGUCUAUGGUGGUUUCUGCACUUGAUGCUUGUCAGAAGAAAAUGGGCACUGGCUACCUUUCGGCUUUUCCAACUGAGCUAUUUGAUCGUCUUGAAUCUCUGCAACCAGUGUGGGCACCAUACUACACCAUUCACAAGAUAAUGGCGGGCCUUUUGGAUCAAUAUUCACUGGGGGAAAACCAUCAAGCUUUACAUAUGGUGGUUUGGAUGGCUGAGUAUUUCUAUCACCGUGUGCAAAAUGUCAUAUCAAAAUACUCUAUUGAACAGCACUGGAGGUCAAUGAAUGAUGAAACUGGUGGCAUGAAUGAUGUCCUUUAUAAACUGUACAGCAUUACGGGAGAUCAGAAGCAUUUAGUAUUAGCUCACCUUUUUGACAAACCAUGCUUUCUAGGUCUGCUUGCAGUAGAGGUUGAUAGCAUUUCUGGUUUUCAUGCCAAUACACAUAUUCCAGUUGUUAUUGGAUCUCAGAUGCGAUACGAAGUGACUGGCGAUCCACUUUAUAAGGCAAUAGGUACAUUUUUUAUGGAAAUUGUGAAUUCUUCUCAUGCUUACGCAACAGGGGGGACAUCUGCUAGUGAAUUCUGGAGAGACCCAAAACGGUUAGCAACCACUUUAGGCAAAGAAAAUGAAGAGACCUGCACGACCUACAACAUGCUUAAGAUUUCUCGCAACCUGUUUAGAUGGACAAAGGAAAUGGCAUAUGCAGAUUAUUAUGAAAGGGCUUUGACAAAUGGUGUGCUUAGCAUCCAGAGAGGAAGGGAGCCUGGAGUGAUGAUCUACAUGCUACCUCAGGAACCUGGGGCUUCCAAAGCCCGAACUUAUCAUGGUUGGGGAACAAAGUUUGACACUUUUUGGUGUUGUUAUGGGACAGGAACCGAGUCAUUCUCAAAGUUGGGAGAUUCCAUAUACUUUGAGGAGGAGGGGAAAACUGCAGUAUUAUAUGUCAUCCAAUUCAUAUCAAGCUCUCUUGAUUGGAAAUCUGGACAAAUUGUGCUAAAUCAAAAAGUAGAACCUGUUGUUUCGUGGGAUCCUUACCUUCGAGUGACAUUUGCAGUUUCUAAAAAAGGGGGGCCAGACCUAUCCUCAAUCUUAAAUUUGCGGAUCCCACUUUGGACGUAUUUGGACGGUGCCAAGGCAACAUUAAAUGCACAGGAUUUGCCUCUACCAGUACCAGGUAAUUUUCUGUCAGUUAAUAGGAAAUGGAGUGAUGGUGAUAAAUUGACUCUGCAACUUCCCAUUGGCUUAAGAACAGAGGCCAUAAAAGAUGACCGACCUGAGUAUGCUUCUAUUCAGGCAAUCCUUUUUGGCCCCUACCUUCUAGCUGGCCUUACCCAUGGGGACUGGGACAUCAAAACAGGAACAGAAAGUUCUCUCUCCGACUGGAUAACUGCAAUUCCAGCCACAUACAAUUCCCAGCUGAUCUCUCUUUCCCAGGAAGCCAAUGAUACCACCUUUGUCUUCACAAAUUCCAAUCAUUCAAUUACAAUGGGGAAUUUGCCAGAGUCUGGCACGGAUUCUGCUGUUCAUGCCACCUUCAGACUUGUACCCAAAGACAUGAAUUCCUCUGAUUUCUCAUCACCAAUGGAUGCUGUUGGCAAGUCAGUCAUGCUAGAACCAUUUGAUCUCCCAGGAAUGGUGGUGGUGCACCAAGGACCAAAUAACAAACUUGGUGUGGCAAAUGAUGACAAUGACUGGGGGUCAUCUGUGUUCCGGGUGGUUGCAGGAUUAGAUGGGAAGACCAACACCAUUUCGUUGGAAUCAGAAAGCCACAAGGGGUGUUUCUUGUAUGGUGGAGUGAACUAUAAUGCCAGUACAAGCAUUAAACUUAUCUGCCAGUCAGAGUCUACCGAUGUUGGAUUCAAGCAAGCAGCAAGCUUUAUAUCGAAAAGAGGCAUGGCUGAGUAUCAUCCCAUCAGCUUUAUGGCAAAGGGGGAAAGGAGAAAUUUCUUGCUGACACCAUUGGUGAGCUUAAGAGAUGAAUCUUAUACUGUUUAUUUCAACAUUCAUGCUUGAACUAGGCAAGGGUUUUGUUUAUUUCUUGUAUAUACUCAGUGGUAUGCAUAGCACUAGGA
Messenger RNA from Nelumbo nucifera (sacred lotus), 3048 nucleotides. RefSeq lists its product as uncharacterized. Gene Ontology annotation, molecular function: alpha-L-arabinofuranosidase activity. Gene Ontology annotation, biological process: L-arabinose metabolic process. The record is from RefSeq and is a predicted model, not a curated record. Lineage: Eukaryota; Viridiplantae; Streptophyta; Magnoliopsida; Proteales; Nelumbonaceae.